This is a messenger RNA of Leptopilina heterotoma, 4295 nucleotides long. RefSeq lists its product as uncharacterized. Gene Ontology annotation, cellular component: protein phosphatase type 2A complex. The record is from RefSeq and is a predicted model, not a curated record. Bases 720 to 3614 code for a protein of 964 amino acids. Gene Ontology annotation, molecular function: calcium ion binding; protein phosphatase regulator activity. NCBI's taxonomy places the organism in Eukaryota, Metazoa, Arthropoda, Insecta, Hymenoptera, Figitidae. Gene Ontology annotation, biological process: protein dephosphorylation. The transcript has 10 exons.
GCGCGAGCGCAGUUCAAACUGAGCUCUCAGACUCAGAUGUGUUUUAACUUCUAAGUUGUGGCAUUCACUUUUUUUCGUCCCUUGGAUUAUUCGUAACUUUUGAGGGAGAAAAUAAAAAAAAAAUUCUCUUUUAACUCCCUUAAACACGACCGGAUUUAUUUUCGUCAUUCUAUAUUAUAUACAUGCGCUCACUUUCCGGCGCCUCGGCGACUUUUCUCUAUUCACACAUCUCUUCUCUUCUCCUUCUCACUUUCGUUCCACGGAAAGCAAGUAGUCGUGGGUCAACGCACGUUCCCCGCGACUAUAUGUGAAAUUAUAAUAAUAAUCGUUCAGCGAAAUUCUUAAAAAAUGCUCAACUAAAAAUCAUUUUUUUCCUGUUCCGAAAUAAUUUUCGAGAAAAAAAAAAGUGCCGGGAAAAAAUUGUUAUUAAAAAAUGAUUUUAAAAAAAUAAUUGUGAUUCCCCGGGGAAAAAUCGUUCAAGUGGCAGUGGGAAACUGCGAAACAAGGAUAAAAGGAUUUUCCGUCCAUACUUGAUUUCAUCCAAGAGUCUCCCAACAGUGCCAUAAAGACUGCCUUUCAAAAAAAGUUCCAUCAAGUCAGUUUCGAGUUCUGCCAAAAAAAAUCUAGUGCCUCUAAUAUCAACAUGAAGAAAUGAAUCAGCGGAAGAUGAGAAUUGCAUCAAGAUCAAGAUCCCGGGUCCGUAAAUGGCCCGAUGAGCUAUGCUGACGCAGAGGAGCCGUUACGAUAAUUCUCAUCAGCAAUUUUUCAUCCCAAUCGACAGUAAACAUUUGUCUUUGACCCUGGAUCCUCUAGACAUUGUGGAUUAUCAUCAAAACACAUCAAAGGGCGCUAUGGCCGCAACAGCAAAACGAGACCUCAGAAGAAAGUUCUCAGCAGAGACUUCUGGUGAAGAGGACAUCGCCGCAAUUGCAAAACAAAUUAGCGAUCACGCUGAGGCAAUUUAUCAGACCUGGAAGAGUCGCGGUCUCGCACCAACGGAAAUCCUCAAUUGUCACAACAAUGCCGCAGCAGCUGAUAAAUUCGGCAGUGCACUCUCCCCCAUUUCCGGAGGUGGGAAAUUAAACCUCGACGACUCAUCCCCCGAAUUAGAUAACAAUAAUCUCGAGAAACUUGUGAAUAAUUUCGUCGAGGAGGAUAAAGCCCGCGUUGCAGCUCGUCAAAGAUCCCCCGGCAAAAAUUUACCCUCCUCCAUUCAAUUCGCUCUGCAGAAAUUCGAACGUAAUUCCGUUCAAUCGCAGGUCAAGUCCCUGAAUACCGAAAAUCUCCACAAAUCAAAAGGGAUUAUACAAACCGCGAAGCUGAAUCUAUCGAAUAAUGUGAAGGAAAUCGAGAGACCGAAUAAUCUAGUCCUAGACGGCACGGAUUCCUCGAGUCUCAACACUUGGCCAUUAAAGAACAAAAUUUUCAACGACAUGAAAACGAAACCGCGACAAAAAACCAAAUACGGAAAUGCCAAGGAGUCAAUCUACCUCAAGGAAGUUGCUCGUGAGGAAAAGAGGCUCAUUGACGCCCUAAAGACUGGUACACUCAUCUCCGAUGAUACACGUGACGAGACGGACUCCAUUGUUUAUCAGGAUUCCAAUCACACGUCCUUUCCCAUUGAGGCAAAAUCUCUAAACAGAGAAGAUCUGUCCACGAUGUCUCUAGUCGAUUAUGCCAAGGUGCGAUACAGCGCCGCACAGAAUGUUAUUCAACCAAAGCCGAAGCAAGAAGUCAAUCCUGUUGAGCAGCAUGUUUCAAUAACGAGGAGUAAAUUUGAGCCUGAAACACAAAAGAGUCCCAAGUUAGAGGAAACCAAAGAGGAACGUGACUUGGUGCAUACAAGAUGGGGAGCGAAAAUUAAUGCCACGAGGCCAAGACUUGAGCAAGUUCCACAUCCUGAAUUGACGGUGCAACAAAAGCAACAUAUUAGAUCAACGGGUAGCGUUGGAAGUGGUAAUAAUCCGGUGAGACCAUUUUUAACGAGGGGCUCAGUUGCUGAAAGGGUUCUUAUAUUUGAGAAAUGUCCCAGUGAAUUGUUACUCGAUAAGAGAGGGCCCAGGCAACCGGCCGUUAAUACCACGAGGGUCAAUGACGUCAAUAAUAAAACCCAGUCGUACGUCCGAGAGAAGCAGAAGAAAAAUCUUCCACCGCACACAACAUUACAGAGACAUGUUAAGGCGAAUAAAAAUGUGGACAUCCCGCGAUUUUAUUUUCCCGAGGGAAAACCUGUGGCUCUCUCGCAAGUGGAGGCAACAGUGGCUCGCAUUGCGGCCGCUUUUCAAGUUCUUCCAGGUCAACGAGCAUCACGCUCUCAAUUCCACAUCAUUGCUAAGGCUUGUGAUUUGCCGCUUUAUUGGAAGGUCCCUCUGUUCCUUGCGGCUAGGGGCGAUCAAACAGGAUUCGUCGAAAUGAAUGCUUUCCUUGAAUUUUGGAAAGAACUGACGAAUAAGCAUCACGACACGGCAAGUAGAUUUGUGAGAAUAACGACAAAAGGAUUAAGAGACAGUAUUCUACCAGAAGACUUGAUUCCAUUGGUGCAGGAUGUUGUUGAGACUCAUCCGGGUUUAACGUUCCUGAAGGAGGCAAUUGAAUUUCAUUCACGUUACGUUCACACUGUAAUUGCAAGGAUAUUUUAUUGCGUGAAUCGUAGUUGGAGCGGGAAAAUAUCUGUCGCCGAAUUACGAAGGAGUAAUUUACUCUCAGUGAUUAGUGUUCUUGAACAUGGCGAGGACAUUAAUUUGGUCACAGCUUAUUUCAGUUACGAGCAUUUUUACGUCAUUUACUGCAAAUUCUGGGAAUUGGAUCGUGAUCACGAUCUUUUCAUUGAUAAAAUGGAUCUUAUGAGGCACAAUGAUCACGCGCUGUCAACGCGGAUGAUUGAAAGAAUAUUCAGUGGAGCAGUGACUAGAGGAAAUGGAAAAAAUUCCACCGAAAUACGACAAGGAGAAGGAAAAAUGAGUUACACGGAAUUUGUCUGGUUCCUUUUGAGCGAGGAAGACAAAAAUCAUGCAACAGCCAUUGAAUAUUGGUUCAGAUGCAUGGAUCUUGAUGGAGAUGGUUAUCUAUCAAUGUACGAACUGGAAUAUUUCUACGAGGAACAGUUACUAAGAAUGGAGGCAAUUGGCAUUGAGACAUUACCUUUUGAAGAUUGUCUUUGUCAAAUGUUGGACAUGAUUCAUCCGAAAAUUCCCGACAAAAUUUCCUUAGCUGAUUUAAAAACAUGCAAAAUGACAACAAUUUUCUUUGAUACAUUCUUCAAUCUUGAAAAAUAUUUGGAUCACGAGCAAAGGGAUCCCUUCGCAUCAGCAAGGGAACAUGACGCCGAUGGCCACGAGCUAUCGGAUUGGGAUCGUUUUGCUGCUGAAGAAUAUGAACUUUUGGUGGCAGAGGAAAAUGGAAAUGAUCAAACAGAACAAAUGCACCAGGAGGCAGUGACGGACGACGAUUAUGCAUCGAGUCAAGAUUUGAAUUUAGAAUCAAAUUCACAAGACGAUGGAAAUUCUGGUGGUCCAAGGGGCUCGAGUGAAUCGAGUGGUUUGAAAAGUCAUCAACCAAAGGCCGCUUAUUGCGAUAGCUGUGAUAGCGACGAUUACGCAGACAGUGACAAUUGAAAAAAUUUCGACAAAAGUCCUAAAAAAAAGAAGAAAAAAAAAGAAAUGUUUAGUUGCGAAUGAUCACGAGCGAAUGAUGAAAUUCCUAAAAAAAAAAGAAAAAUUAAAAAACCAAGUCAACAUUAGGUGAAGCUAUCAAACUUGAAUAACCAUAAACAAAAAGAGUUAUUUUCAAGAUAUCAUCAUCAUAUAAAUAUUAAAUUUUCAAAUUUCCUUUUCCGUCUUGAAAAGACUGUUGUCGGAAUAUAUAUUUUAGGGAGAAAUUAUUUUUUUCAUUGUAAAGAUUAAAAUAUAUGAACAUUUUCCGCUCUCGAGUUUGUUUAGCUUCCGCUUUCCUAUUUAAAAAAAAAAAAAAAAAACUGCUUAAAUAUCAUAAUAAGCAGAUAUAUAGAAUUUGUUUAGAAAUCGUGUGUUAGAUGUUUCAUAGCCGUUAUUAAAAAUUUUAUAUUCUAAUUUAUUGUUUCAUAUUUUUAUUCACUUGGCGGUAAAACGCGUAGAUAUAUAUUAUAUAUUAUUAUAAUAAGAUCUUUAUAUUGAGAUCUUGUAAUAAUCGAAUCUAAUGUUGUAUUUAUUACAGAAUUUUGCCAUUGUGGCAUUUUCGGAGAACGAUAUUACCUCUGGUAGCUCUCUCUUUAUCUCUCUUUAGUUUCAAAAAUAAAUUUCGUUAUAGAAAGAAUAAAA